GUAGCACUCGGAACAAUUCAGACGAUCAACUCUGCCACCUUUUGCCACGUUUCUUUUCUACUGGCCCAUUGUUUACGCUAUUGUUGCACGGUAACCCAAUAUUAAAGCUGUUCUUGUUAACUGUUAUUAUACUGGGCAAGUGUUCACAAUGCCUCCCCGCUUUAACACCACUUAGUGGCGGACACACUAGUACAGUGUACAAAAUGUACACAUUGUACACCUUCUCUUUACCCAGCAACUGAUAUUUUCACUUUCAUUUGUCCCGUGUGAUUGCACAGUAAUCCGAUAUUUUAUAGAUUUUUAGAGCUGGGUACACAUUAUUGUGAAGUGUAACCUUUCAUGCUGGGUAAACUUAAUACCCACCGGAAGCCUAUAUGCUUUCAACUUUCUGCUUUGAUUAAAGCUGUUUUGCUACGAUCUGAGUUGCUAUUGAUUAGUUGUAAUUUCACAAUUUUAAGGAACAGCAAAGGAGGAUGGAUAUGUAGAGGAGGAGUACAUAUAAUUUGCAGUCAGUUUCGUGGGAUUAGAGAGGUUCACACUGUUGCUACUACUACUAGUGGGGUAAACUAAGAAUAACACAGCAGUCGUGUGGUCUAGUAGGAGAAUGCGACAAUACCUCGUCCCACUGGCCUUUCUAGUACCAGCUUUCAUUUUCACCAUUUUAUAUGUUAAACAGGAUGGAGAGAGAUUGUGCAGUGAGUUGAAGGCGCUGGAGGAGGAAUUGGGGCAGGGCCGGGAGCAAGUAAUGGGACAUUUAAAAGAAAUUAACUCCAUUAAAAAAGUGAUCGACACUGAAAUACUUAUUCUCAUAAUAACAGCUCCCAACAACAGAGAGUUUAGAGAUCAGCUCCGUUUAGAAAGUUACCUUAACUUUCCCUGGACCUACAGUUACAAAGACGACUUCAACUUCCAUUACGCGUUCGUGUGCGGUUACUCCACAAACCGAACUCUUUUGGAAGAGAUGAGACAGGAAGCGGUGGAGACAGGUGAUCUGCUGAUCGGAGACUUUGAGGACACAUACGAGAACCUUGUCUACAAGACCAUCUGGUUACUUAGGUAUGCAGUAGAGCGGUAUACCUUUGAUUACAUGUUUAAAGUAGACGAUGACUCCUUCAUCAACCCUGCCCUUCUGUUCGACUUCCUCUAUAAAUACAUCAAACCUAAAUAUAAUGACAUGAACAUUGGUUACUAUGGAGGAAUGAUCCGACAUGGCUCCCGCGAGGUGCAGAGGGAGGGACAGUGGGGAAUACAGAAGUGGGAGUUUGAACCAGACAUUUUACCUCCCUACCAUGUAGGAGGGGCUUACAUUCUCAGUCAUUUGGCAGCUAAGCAGAUCAUAGACCUUAACGCAAAGCACAUCAUGGUAGCAUUUAGAAUAGAAGAUGCUUACGUGGGUGCCUUGGCAGACAGAAUUGGACUGAAGGCCAGGGAUAUUCCCAAAACUUACAGCAAGCAAUACGACAGGUUUUGUGACGACAAGGGCGCCAGAAUAUUUCACCGGGUUGCUCCAUCGUGGCAAGCUAAGAUGAUAUAUAAUUGGACUAUGAAAGGCUAUUACUGCCAGCAAACCAAAUCACUCGAACAGAUUAUUGAAGAUGGAGAGGAAAUGCUGAGAAAGUACUAAAUUAUUUGCAGAUUUGUUAUCUUACUAAUUCGCGAAUUAAACGUGUUUUAAUGCUCAUUUUUCUCUUUAUCGGUGUGUUGCUCAAUCAAAAAGUAUAUAAUAUGUUGGGUUUUCAACUUGUUUUUCUCAAAUAAGAUUCAUAUCAAUCUAAUGUAACAUAUGCCAAUAACGGCUGAAGUUCAAUUCUGUUCUCAACUC
Messenger RNA from Bolinopsis microptera, 1822 nucleotides. RefSeq lists its product as uncharacterized. Gene Ontology annotation, molecular function: hexosyltransferase activity. Bases 605 to 1624 code for a protein of 339 amino acids. The record is from RefSeq and is a predicted model, not a curated record. The transcript has 7 exons. NCBI's taxonomy places the organism in Eukaryota, Metazoa, Ctenophora, Tentaculata, Lobata, Bolinopsidae. Gene Ontology annotation, cellular component: Golgi membrane.